Molecule: messenger RNA, 1791 nt
Organism: Mandrillus leucophaeus (drill)
Lineage: Eukaryota; Metazoa; Chordata; Mammalia; Primates; Cercopithecidae
Gene: RHBDL3
Product: rhomboid, veinlet-like 3 (Drosophila)
Exons: 7
Coding region: 687-1607 (306 amino acids)
Cellular component (GO): membrane
Molecular function (GO): serine-type endopeptidase activity
Source: RefSeq, a predicted model, not a curated record
GUGUGUGGAAGGGGCUGUGGGAGGGUGGCCAGGGGCGGAAGGACUUGCAAGGCGGUGCUUCUUGCUCCCCAGGGCCCUCUGGCAUCCCCCCUGGAGUCCCUCUGGCCCAGUCCCCUUUCCCUUUGCCAGUCACAGCUGAAACGUCCUUCUCCUGCUGUCCUCUCCCCUGUUCCAGGCCCCAGAAGUUUCUCAUCUUCCUGCACCCAUUGCCUUUUCAUUUGUGCUUCCCUCUCCAUGGUGAGAGGAGGCGGUUUAACCUCUUUGAGCCUCAGUUUCCUUAUCCACAUGAGAUGGCUGGAUUGGGUGAUCCUGAAGGUCUGCAGGUCCUCUAGGACUUUAAGUGAUUGUCAUUCCUAUUUAGAUAUUUCCCCGGGAGGUCCUUGGAAACCUCCUAGACACUGACUGAGACUCUUUGCCAGGGGCUGGGGACUAAAGCCAGUGAAUAGUAGUGGAGAUCGGGGCACCCACAUCAGUGUGAAGAGGAGGUGGUGCCCUGCUGACCCCGCUGCUGUCUGCUUUUCCCUCAGUUUGACCCUGGGAACACAGGCUAUAUCAGCACAGGCAAGUUCCGGAGUCUUCUGGAGAGCCACAGCUCCAAGCUGGACCCUCACAAAAGGGAGGUACUCCUGGCCCUUGCCGACAGCCACGCGGAUGGGCAGAUCUGCUACCAUGAUUUUAUCAGCCUAAUGAGCAACAAGCGUUCCAACAGCUUCCGCCAAGCCAUCCUGCAGGGCAACCGCAGGCUAAGCAGCAAGGCUCUGCUGGAGGAGAAGGGGCUGAGCCUGUCUCAACGACUCAUCCGCCACGUGGCCUAUGAGACCCUGCCCCGGGAAAUUGACCGCAAGUGGUACUAUGACAGCUACACCUGCUGCCCCCCACCCUGGUUCAUGAUCACAGUCACGCUGCUGGAGGUUGCCUUUUUCCUCUACAAUGGGGUGUCGCUAGGUCAAUUUGUACUGCAGGUAACUCAUCCACGUUACUUGAAGAACUCCCUGGUUUACCACCCACAGCUGCGAGCACAGGCUUGGCGCUACCUGACAUACAUCUUCAUGCAUGCAGGGAUAGAACACCUGGGACUCAAUGUGGUGCUGCAGCUGCUGGUGGGGGUGCCCCUGGAGAUGGUGCAUGGAGCCACCCGAAUUGGGCUUGUCUACGUGGCCGGCGUUGUGGCAGGGUCCUUGGCGGUAUCUGUGGCUGACAUGACCGCUCCAGUUGUGGGCUCUUCUGGAGGGGUGUAUGCUCUCGUCUCUGCCCAUCUGGCCAACAUCGUCAUGAACUGGUCAGGAAUGAAGUGCCAGUUCAAGCUGCUGCGGAUGGCUGUGGCCCUUAUCUGUAUGAGCAUGGAGUUUGGGCGGGCUGUGUGGCUCCGUUUCCACCCGUCGGCCUAUCCCCCGUGCCCUCACCCAAGCUUCAUGGCGCACUUGGGUGGCGUGGCCGUGGGCAUCACCCUGGGCGUGGUGGUCCUGAGGAACUACGAGCAGAGGCUCCAGGACCAGUCGCUGUGGUGGAUUUUUGUGACCAUGUACACCGUCUUCGUGCUGUUUGCCGUCUUCUGGAACAUCUUUGCCUACACCCUGCUGGACUUGAAGCUGCCGCCUCCUCCCUGAGGGCUGGAGGCCCGAGGUGGGGGAGGGGAGGGAAAAGCAGCACCCACAGGCAGCACCUGUGAGGUUUUUUCUCAUCACCAGCUCAGCUAGGCCAGGCAGGCGAGGACAGAAGACUCCGGGCUGCUGUAAUGUGUGUGUUUAGAUUUGGACGGACAGUGGAGACCCUUUUCUGAAAGGCACCUGG